UCGUCUCUCCGGUGCUCCCUCAGAACCCGUCCGUCUCCAGCGCGCUGUUCGCCGGACUGAAGCAGCAGUAAAACCCGGGGCCGGAGGCGGUCCGUCCGGAGCGGAGUUCUCUGCAGAGAGUCAUGUCUCGUAGGAGUUCUCGCCUGGUGUCCGGUGGCUACUACAACUCUGAUGAAGAAUCGGAUUCGAGUAGCGUGACGAACAUUUCCUACCGUGAAAUCCCGGUCAAGGUCUUCAAGAAGAAGGCGGGGACUCGCAAGGCCGCCUCCCGAACCCCCAGUAGAGCCAACAGCAAUGCUAGUUCUGUCGGCCCGGAGACGCCCGUCCCUGCUCCCCGGUAUGAAGGCCUGACUCCCUCUCCGCUGAGCAGUCAGUCCCAGCCGACCAUGAGGACGGUGCCCUACGUCUCCCCCUCGCCGACCCCUCGCCCUCCCCUGACCCCGGCAUCGUCCCGCGGUCAGACGCCCACACGCUUCCCCUCCGUCCCCCCAGAGAAGAGCCCCUACACCGGGGUCUACAGCUCCGUCCGGCCGGGGUUGCACCUCCGACCCAACCACAAGGAUCUGAGUCAGAGCGGCGUGGACAGCUCGGGGUACUCGUCCUCAGAGGCUCCCCUCAGGAAACCACCAGCCACCAGCAGCACCAGUAAGAUCAGCAGUGACAGCGGGGCUCCCAGUGCUGGAUACAGGAGCCGAAUCAGCUGUGCCUUCUUUAGACUAAUGGACUCCGUCUCAUUGAUGGCCGCUGCAUUACAAUCAAAAAUAAUGCAUCUGAGAUCUUUAGCAGCUAAAACCUCCGUCAGCAGCCGCAUGAAGAAGGCCUGUGGUCUGAUCCUCCUCUUCCUCCUCCUCCUCCUCAUCGCACUGCUGUGUGUUUGGCUCCUCCUCCCUUUCUUGACCUCCCUCGUCUCCCGCAUGGCCGUCACAAAGACUCCGUCACAGACAAAACCCACGAGUCAGCCUGUUCUCCAUGCUGCCACUCCUCCUCCUCUUCUUCCUCCUCCUCAACCCGACACCAAACAUCACACACCCGUGGUGGAUCCAGCUGUGGUGUCUGCUGCUGUGGAGGAGAGGAUACAACGUCUUUUGGAUUCAUCCGUUGUGUCCGCUGCUGUAGAAGCGAAGAUGCAACGACUUUUGGAUCCCACAGUGUCCGCUGCUGUAGAAGAAAAGAUGCAACGUCUUCUGGAGGAGCAGCAGCUGAAGCAGAAACUCCUCCUCUCUCAGAUGAAGGAGAGGCUCCAGCUGGAGGUGGAGGAUCUGAGAGCCCAGCUGGAGGUGGCGGACUCUGACGGCCGUCUCCGUCUGGAGCAGCAGGUUUCUGCUCUGAGCAGGCAGAUGGUGGACUACCAGACACACCGGUCUGCUGCUGACGGCCUCAGCCUCAGGAUCCAAGCUCUGGAGGCCCAGAAUGCAAAGCUGUCCCAGGAGUGGUCGUCCAUCCAGCUGAUGCCUCCUCCUGCCCCGUGUCCUGAAACCAGUAACCCCCCAGUCCAAAACCAUCUGACCCCAGAGCUGCAGGAGGCCAUGGAGAAGUGGCUCACUGACCGCAUCAAGGAGCAGGAAGCUUUCCGGCUCGCUGACAGAGGAAGCUGCUCAGACUGUGGACAACCAGCAGCUGACAAGAUGGCUGACUAUGCUCUGGAGACUCAAGGAGCCAGUGUGAUCAGCACCAGGUGUUCGGAGACGUAUCGUAUCCGCUCAGCCUGUGUGACCCUGUUUGGGUUCCCUCUGUGGUAUCCGUCUGAAAGCCCUCGCACCGUUAUUCAGGGUUACCCGGUGCUGCUGCCGGGGAAGUGUUGGGCGUUUCACGGCGUCCAGGGUUCUCUGGUGAUCUCUCUGUCUCACCCCGUCACCCUCACUCAUGUGACGCUGGACCACCUGCCGCGCUACAACUCCCCCACGGGACGCAUAGACUCCGCCCCCAGAGACUUUGAAGUCUACGGACUGAAAGAUGAAGUAGAAGAAGGAACUCUGCUGGGGACGUUCACCUACGAUGAAGGUGGAGAAUCCACGCAGACGUUUAAGCUGCCUAACCCCAGUGAGGUGGUGUAUCGCUGUGUGGAGCUGCGAGUCCUCUCUAACUGGGGUCGCGUUGAAUACACGUGUCUCUACCGCUUCCGUGUGCACGGACAGAUCGCCGCCACAUGAUGAGACACGAGAGAUUCACCGACCUCCACAUAGACGUAUCAGGAAGUACAUUUUAUAAUGUACACUAUUUAAAGAAAAAUAUGGUGGUCUGAGGUGCGUUCAGGGCCAAUUGCUACGAGACGUUUAAGCGUUGGGUAAAGUCACUCCUUUUGCUGUGUUUUGAGAUGCUUCAUGUUAAAGUGACAGAAAUGAAAGGAUGUUUUUUUUACUGCACAAUUUAAAGGGAUAGUUCAGAUAGUUUGAAGUGAGGUGGUAUGAGGUUCUUAUUCUUAUAUAGUCAGUGUGUUACCUUCGAAACCACCAGACUCCAUUGAUAAAAUCAGUAAUUUAACCUUUUAUAAACACAGGUGUUGCUGAUCUUUUGUGUUGUUGUGUAACUUUAUUGUUUUAAAGAUUUAGUUUUUAUUCUAAAAUCACACAUUAACACAAAUAAACUAACAGAUCGUAGCUUCAAAGAAUCCAAACUACGUUUUUAGUAUUUCACAACGUCUGUUUAAAAGCUUGAUACAGUUUUUUUUCCAGAAGAGUGCCUUGGACCUAUAUAUAUAUAUAUAUAUAUAUAUAUAUAUAUAUAUAUAUAUAUAUAUUAUAUAAUACAUCCACAGCAGUACAUUGUUUUGCUACUGAAGUGAAACCCUGAUUAUGGAGAAGUACUUCAUACAACCACACUUCUAAACACCAGUACUAUCCCUUUAAAGAACAAAAAAAAAGAGUUAUUCAGAGACAGAUUUUUUUGUUACAGUUAUGAUAAUUCUGUAAGUCUGCUGGUCAUUCUACAUUUUUCAAGUGCUGUCACUGAUUAAACAUCAUGAACAAAAAAUAAAGUCAAGAAUCCCUUUAAUGUUAAAGUGACAGAUAUCAUAGGAGUUUUUAAGAAGCACACUUUGCUUUGAAUAAAUGUACAGAAUGAAGAUUAGAAUAUGUUUCUAAAAACCAAAGAUCUACUGAGAGCAUAAAGUUAUGCUUUUUUAGCCUUUGUUGCUAUUAAUGAAACUAUUUAUCAGGUUUUUCCUGCUUCACAUACAUCAACAUACGAUCCUACCAAUGAAAAUUGAUUUCUUUGUACCAGUUUAGUGUUAAACGCUUUGCAUCAUGGGAAAAGAGACAAAAACUCAACCUGGUUGCAAAGUUUGCACCUUGAAAAAAUAAGCUUUUUUUCCAAUAUUUAAAAUCUUUAGAUCAUAAUAUCUAGUUUGUUAAAUUCUAAAUCACAAAUGUAAGUUUCCAGUUAUCUGAAAAUAUUGAAUCAGCUUUUUCUCACAGGACUCUGUUUAUCUUGUUGUUAAUAUUUGGUUGCUGAUGUUGAGACUGAUGGGAUGAAGCAUCCUAUGAACAAAAGCUAUAAAUGAUACAGAAUGCAGCAGUGAAUGUUUUUAAUGUGUUGUUUGAUUUAAUAAUCCUACAAAAGAUCAAAUAUGCAGCUUUGUAACAUUUCUUUUGUCUUCCAUUUUAAGAAAGUUUCUGUUUUAUUACUUGAAUCCUUUUUCGACCCUCUUUAGAAGACGUCGUGUUGACUUCAUGACAUUCUACGUCCUUCUCUUACGACCCGUAGGAGACACAAAGGUGUUAUUUAUUUGUAAAAUGAGAUUAUUCAGAACCUGUUUGGACUUUACACCAACUGUUCCUCAGUGUCUUUCAGUCAUUUCACUUUAUUCUGUUUGUUGUACAGAACAUUUAAAACAUCAGAUACUUGUUUUAAUUAUAAAGUGCACUAGAGGUCAAAUCAAUCAUUUAGAUGCAGUCUGUACGAGUCUUAAAGGACACGAAGGAAACGGAGGAAGCUUUCUAUGAGUUCAGACAAAUUCAGUAUCAGUAAUUAUUUAUAAUAUAUUUCUAUUUUUUGACAAGGUUUUUUGCAGGUUCAAUUAUUUUUUAAUCUUUGUAUAUAAACUUGCUGAUUGUAGUGAAAACAAGGAGGUACAGUUCUGAUGUUCUGAUGCUUUAUCAUGUGUUACCAUGGAUUAUGAUUUUCUGCUCUUACAAAUCUUUUUGAUCGUCUUUUAUUAAAAAUGGGCUUUUAAAACACAAAUAAUGUCAAAUAUCUGUUAUAACACACUUUACACAAAACAAUGUUUAAUGUCUCCUGGACCUGCAGACAUUUUCUUUUACUUAAAUCACUUAAGAGAGAAGAAAUGUUUGUUUUAAUAUUGAAGUCUGUCACAUUCAUGAAGGUGUGAAUCCGUUUACAAGCAACAGAGAACAAUUGUUAAAUUUAUCAGUUAACUACGUUCAUUUUUUCCACCCACGUCUGAUAAUGCAGGUUUAUUUUUCUCAAUGCCGUUUUUUUUGCAUAUCUUGAAUAAUAAAUUCAGACGUUCAUUGACAUCCCUAACUAUUGUUUUCUCUUUAAUAAAACAGAUUCAUUUGUCAGUGUUCUCCAGAGUAUUUACUACCAAUGCCUGUUUGUCUGAUUUAUGAAAUAAACAUUGA
This is a messenger RNA of Anoplopoma fimbria (sablefish), 4580 nucleotides long. It is a transcript of the gene sun2, whose product is annotated as Sad1 and UNC84 domain containing 2. Gene Ontology annotation, molecular function: protein-membrane adaptor activity. The transcript has 18 exons. Bases 123 to 2150 code for a protein of 675 amino acids. Lineage: Eukaryota; Metazoa; Chordata; Actinopteri; Perciformes; Anoplopomatidae. The record is from RefSeq and is a predicted model, not a curated record. Gene Ontology annotation, cellular component: nuclear envelope; meiotic nuclear membrane microtubule tethering complex. Gene Ontology annotation, biological process: nuclear envelope organization.